GGCUGCGGCCCCUGCGGCGGCUCCGCACCUCGGCUCCGACAGCGGCUGCAGCUCCGCCCCGCCUUCGCCAGCGGCUCCGUUCCGCGCCGCGGCCGCAGCUCCGCCUGCGCCCCGCAGCGCUGCAGGGCGGCCCCGGUGCGGGAUGCGGUGAGGGCGGCGCGGGGGCCGCGCGGAGCCCCCGGGGAUGGGCGGGCGCUGAGGCGGCAGGAUGGAGGCCAUCUGGCUGUACCAGUUCCGCCUCAUCGUCAUCGGCGACUCCACCGUGGGCAAGUCCUGCCUCAUCCGCCGCUUCACCGAGGGGCGCUUCGCCCAGAUCUCCGACCCCACGGUGGGCGUGGAUUUCUUCUCCAGGCUGGUGGAGAUCGAGCCGGGCAAGAGGAUCAAGCUGCAGAUCUGGGACACGGCCGGGCAGGAGCGGUUUCGGUCCAUCACCAGAGCCUACUACAGGAACUCAGUUGGCGGACUCCUCCUCUUUGACAUUACAAACCGCAGGUCCUUUCAGAAUGUCCACGAGUGGCUAGAAGAAACCAAGGUGCAUGUCCAGCCAUACCAGAUCGUCUUUGUUUUGGUAGGUCACAAGUGUGACCUUGACACGCAGCGGCAAGUCACCAGGCACGAGGCUGAGAAACUGGCCGCUGCAUAUGGUAUGAAGUACAUUGAGACCUCGGCUCGGGAUGCCAUUAACGUGGAGAAGGCCUUCACUGACCUGACUCGAGAUAUAUAUGAGCUUGUUAAAAGGGGGGACAUUUCAAUCCAGGAGGGAUGGGAAGGAGUAAAGAGUGGGUUUGUCCCAAACGUAGUGCACUCUUCAGAAGAAGUGGUGAAAUCAGAUAGGCGAUGCUUGUGCUGAGCUCUUCUAGUGAGGCAAGUGGUGAUGAACUCUACUAACCAAACAUACUUUACUAAGUGAACUCAGUGUGACAGAACGGAGAGCAAACGCUCCCAUUGUGAACAGCCUCCCACAUUGUUUUGGACACCAGAACAGACCCCAGAAAGAAAUGUUCUGAGAAGUGGGGGCUACAAAUCUAACGGAGAGUGAGUGAGGGUGCAUGUAGAUGUUGUAAGGAGGCAGGAAGCAGAAAUGAGGGGCUGCAGGAGACAGGAGGGAGUAUAUAGGGGGCUGAAUGGGCUGGCACAUGCCAGCACUGUACAUGUCCUCUUUCCAGUAAAUCCAGACCUCCAUGCUGGGUAUUGAAGCCUGAGUGUGGAUAUUUCAGUAGCAUGAAAAAUGGGCAGAGAGAGAGA
Molecule: messenger RNA, 1245 nt
Organism: Cuculus canorus (common cuckoo)
Lineage: Eukaryota; Metazoa; Chordata; Aves; Cuculiformes; Cuculidae
Product: ras-related protein Rab-39B
Exons: 2
Coding region: 209-850 (213 amino acids)
Biological process (GO): Rab protein signal transduction
Cellular component (GO): Golgi membrane
Molecular function (GO): GTPase activity; GTP binding
Source: RefSeq, a predicted model, not a curated record